UCAGAGCGGCUAAUAUUAGAUCCAGGCUACCCAGAAUACCCAGCUCUCUGCCAGUUGACUGUGGCGGUCGGAGUGUUUGGGAUGGGUUCUAAAUAUAUCUUGCAGGACACAACUGAGCAGUUUCCUGGCACAAGAAGUCAGUUUCUUCUAACAUGGAUUUAGGUGAGGGAGCAUGCCCAGGCUCUAACACUGCGCAGAUGGACAAGGCAAGGAGCCCUCCACCUGAUGACGGAGGGGACGACCCUGUCUUCCUGCAAGUGGGUUGUAAGUCCUUUAGUGUCCACCGGGAAGCACUAGCCAACAUCAGCCCUUACUUCCGGGCUCUCUUUUACGGUGGCAGUCGGGAGAGCAGGCAGCACCACAUUGAAAUUCAAGGAGUUGGCUUGGAGGAAUUCCAGCAGCUGAUGGACUUUGCGGAGACAUCAAAGCUCACUCUGAACCAAGACAAUGUGCUGUCCAUUUUAGAAGCUGCCAACUACCUACAGAUGGAAAGAGCCAGGCUGCUGUGCUGCAAGUUUCUAGAGCGGGAGCUGUACAUUAGCAACUGCUUGGGCAUGAUGGCAUAUGCCUGGCAUUUGGGCUGUAUGGAGCUGUACCAGGCGGCAAGAGGCGUGGUGCUCACACACCUCCCGGCUCUGGCCUGUGAAGAGGACUUUGUGUAUCUCCCGAAGGAAAAUGUGGCGGAGCUGCUGUCCAGUAACCAACUCUGGCUUCCACGGGAGGACCUGGCCUUUGAAGUGGUUCUCAGGUGGGUGGCACAUGACCCUAGCCGCGAAAAAGACUUCCUGGAGCUGGCUGGUCUGGUGCGGCCCGAGUGUCUGAGCAUCUCUUAUGUGGGGGAAUUGUUGAGCAGCGUCCGUGGUUCUGAUCCCCGUGCCAAACUCAUCUGCAAGCUGGAUGCCAACCCACCUCCAAGCUGGACUCUGCCCAGACCAGUGGCUCGUCGAAAUCGAGCACAUGAAACAUUGUAUGUGCUGGGUGGUCGCCAUGAUCAAGAAAAGCAGCAUUUAUUUCAGUUUCACCCACGUAGCGGCAUGUGGCAGCCAUGUGCCCCACUGCAGCGCCGGAAUCUGACGCAAUACGCUGUGGCAGCCGUAGGGAAUGCCAUCGUGGUGACAGGCGGUUACUUUCUGGACGAGGUGGUGUGGUACAGCGUGGACUGGGUGCUUAUGUUUCUCUGCAGAGAGGGGCGUUGGACAGAAGGGCCCUCCUUCAAGAAGUCCAGGCACAGCCACUGCGCAGUGGGCAUUAAAGACCAACUCUUCAUACUGGGAGGCAGCAUGGAUAGUGGACCCAUCACAGAUGUGGAGAGUUUUCAGCUAGGCGCUGAGAGCUGGGAGAGUGCCAGUCCUCUCAUCCAGGCCGUGGAGAGGGCAGCAGCCACUAGCCUGGACUCCACCAUUUAUGUAGCUUGUGGCCUAGAUGAAAAUGGAGACGUGUACAAAGGCAUCCAGCGGUUUCGUGUAGACCAGGACCAGUGGGAUGUUGUCUCCUACUCCCCAUUUCCACGGUACGACCUUUGUGCCACAAUGCUGAAUGGCGCCCUUUACCUAGUGGGAGGUAAGGCCUUACGUCUGGACAUAGACACUGAUGAGUGGACACUGGUGGAAGGGCAGUGUUUAGACCAAAAGUUUUUUAUGGGUUGUGCCACGGUCAAUGGGCAAGUGUACAUAGUAGCGGAACGGCACAGAAACCAGGCCCUUCCCAACAUGAUCCUUCUGGACCCCUAUACAGACAUCUGCAUGGAGGUUGAGGAUGCCAUGCCCUGCCCUCUGCCCAUCCAUGGUUGUGCCAGUGUGCUUACUGCCCUGUGACACCCAGGAAGCCAGGUUGGUUGCAUGGAAGCUCCAGUUGUUCAUCAGUGAAUGCAGCAGAUCAAAAGAUUUGCACCGGUGUCUCAAAUACACAACCUUUGGCUUUCAUUUUGUGCAAUACUUCGGCUUCUUCUGGCAACCGUGUUUCCCAGGACAAAUUGCUGUUAUGUGUCGCAGUCUUCAUUUACUGGAGUUGAACUUUUAAAUUAAGUUAAAAGUGUGGAUUAUGGCUUCC
Molecule: messenger RNA, 2049 nt
Organism: Erpetoichthys calabaricus (reedfish)
Lineage: Eukaryota; Metazoa; Chordata; Cladistia; Polypteriformes; Polypteridae
Product: kelch-like protein 23
Exons: 3
Coding region: 153-1814 (553 amino acids)
Molecular function (GO): protein binding
Source: RefSeq, a predicted model, not a curated record